AGGCCUUCCGCUUGAGGGCUGGAAAUGGCGCAAGCAGGAAACACACCAUUGACUCUGUCGAAUCCAUCGUCGAUUGCCUCGAAAGAUGACAUCAUCUACGAUGAUUUGGAGAGCUCAGAUUAUGGCGAACUCGACGGGACAGAUUUUGACGAGCUCAGCGAGUUUCUCUCUGACGACUCGCUUCGGGAACUCACUGGUUGCGACGAUUUGAACAACUGUCUCUUCCUUGAAGCCAGAGUCAAUUCUGAGGAGGUGAUCAUAAGAAACUUGGGCGAGAAGUUGCCAAGACUUAUUGAGCUCAAACUCAACAAUAGCAACAUUAAUUCGAUCAGGGAUUUGGGAACAGCCUUCAAGAAGCUGAUGGUUUUAUGGAUGUCUCGAUGCAACUUACAGGAACUCGAUGGGAUCAGUGCCUUCGAUUCUAUCAAAGAACUGUAUCUGGCCUUCAACGAGAUUUCUGACUUGAGCCCGUUGGUUGGGUGUGAUACAAUUGAGGUCUUGGAUUUGGAAGGAAACGCUGUGACAGAUAUUUCUGAAGUUCAAUUCCUUGUCUCAUGUUCAAAUCUCUCCUCUCUCACGCUGGAGGGAAAUCCCGUCUCAAAACUCCCUGAAUACCACAAGCAAAUAUUGGAAGCGCUACCAUUCCUGCUGACCCUUGACGAUCAGGAUACGAAACUUCUAUUGGUAAAUAACGAGAAGGAGAGAUCUCCUAAUGGUGGAGAGCUAUUUGCGUUGAACACCUCAAUGGAUGAGGACAACGAUUUCUUGGACUCUUUGCCAUCUGAUCUCAAGCAAUUAGAGAGCGACAAAGAAAAGCCUGGCCUAGAGAAUCUCCGUAUCUCAUAUAACCCGGACAACAUUGAAGAGCUUUUGCUGAGUGUGAAUGGGAACGAGCUCAGGCUAUGUCUAGACCCUCAACGACAAGCUCUCUACGCUCGCAAGGUCAACGAGUUGGAAGCAGUCGACCCGCUUCUGCGAUCCCCAUGGGAAACUUGCAGGCUCGGGGGGUUCCGGAGGACGACGACGCAGUGGUAUGAUUUAUCGUAUUGCUCUCUUUGGAGACUGAAGGACGCCAUAGACUUUAGGCCUUCGACUGCAAACAUGUUCACCAAGAACAUGAGACCUGGCUCAUCGAAGAGCCUCGCAAGGCCCAUGUCGGCAUAUAGCCGUUUUACAAAUUACCAAAGCAACACAAAUCGCCCGGGAACAGGGUCUCGACCGACAAGUGCGGGAGGGAGGAGACAGGGUCAACCUUGGGCACAAGGCUUCAAAGCGUCUGAGGAGGAGGCAGAAGAAGAUGUUUCUUCCGAUCUCACUUUUGGCACUGACGAGGUGUAUUGCGGCAAUCUAGCUCGGGGGCUGCGCAGACGCAAUGUAGCUAAGGCGGUAGAGAAGUACAGCAAUUAUGACGAAUCACAGGCAAAGGCACAGGAGAGGAUGAGUAGCGAUGAGAUCCUUGAAGAACUCCGCAAGUGGAAGGCAGAGACUGUUUCCCUCGCACUAUCCUGCGCAGAUGACUGGGAGGAGCCGCAGGAGAUUAUUCCUGGGACCUCGAUGGGAACAGGUCAAAACAGUGACGUGCUAGUACUGGAAGACUCCGGCAAGAACUCAAGUGCUGAUGAGGAGGACAGCGAAGAACUAUUCAACAUGGAGUCAGAUAUGUGGAAUUUUCGGUCUCCACUGGUCAGCGAACAUGACGUGUCUACAUCUGACAUCGAGUCAAUGGCUUCAACCGCUAGAUGCGAUGUCCGGCAACAGGAGGAUACCAAGCAUUCGAUCGAGCCUGUGAAGAGUGGAAGCGUGCGGACAAGAGACGAUCUAUCAUCGAGUGCCGCAGAGAACAUACGACAGAAUGCAGAUCGUACAAUCUCACAAGGAUUAGCGACGACGGAGAUGUCAAAGUCUCGGUGCAGCCCGGCUAAGGAUGCCGAUCUUCCCUCCAACAUCAUACCAACCCCUCCCAAGGAUCAGAACAGAACAGGUACAGGACGACGAUCGCUGCGAGGUCUGGCGCUACAGAGGCUUUCGGAUUGAAUCUUGGCGGACAGUGUUUUGAGAAUCGAUGGUUAAGGAACAUAAAGAGGACGGUGAAUGCUGGG
Messenger RNA from Guillardia theta CCMP2712, 2099 nucleotides. RefSeq lists its product as hypothetical. The coding region runs from base 25 to 2034 and encodes 669 amino acids. The transcript has 15 exons. The record is from RefSeq and is a predicted model, not a curated record. Gene Ontology annotation, molecular function: protein binding. Lineage: Eukaryota; Cryptophyceae; Pyrenomonadales; Geminigeraceae.